UCGACGCUCUUUCAGCUCGACAUUCGCUUCGCUUCUCGUACACAUUGCAACCUCAAAACCGCUAGUUCGGUCUUCGUCUCGACUCUCCCCCCCCCCCCAGCAUCACACACAAUCCGAUUAGGAGAAGGAAGAUCAACACGUCCAACAUGUCUAAAGCCAUCAUCCUCUCUGCCCUUUUGGCUUUUGCCGAGGCCCGUUUCGGCCAGGAGGGUCUGAUUCAGAAUGCCAUCUCCUCCCUGGGCAAUUUUGGUAACCCCGGUGAGGCCGCUACCCUGGCUGGUGGCAGCCCCGGCGUUCUUCUCGGCGGUGCCAAUGCCUGCGCCAAGCUUGAACUCGCCGACAAGAUUGUCGCCACGCUCGGUAACGACCCCGCGGUUAUCGCCGCCGCUGCCCAGCUUGUCGCUGCCGAGAAGAACUUCAACCCCUUCGCUGCGGCGACCCCCGUUAUCUGCAGCGACGCGAGCCUCCCUGUCACCGUGGAGCUCCGAGGCAUUGUCCCCCUCGUCGACCCCGAUGUCCUCGGCUCUGAUAUUGAAAAUGCCAACUCGGCCACGUCGCUGAAGACGCCCUUCAACGCCGCAGGCCUCAGCGUCGCCGAUGUGAUGGCUGCCAACGGCUUCUCCAACUUCACUACCCAGGGAUCUGAUGGUGCUGCCGGUGCUGCUCCCGCUGCCGCCGCCGGCGGUGCUGCUGCCGCUGCUCCUGCCGCUGCUGCUCCUGCCGCUGUUGUCGACUGUGGUGCCGGCGCAGCAGCUGCUGCUCCCGCCGCUGCUGCUCCCGCCGCCGCCGCUCCCGCCGCCGCCGCUGGCGCCGCUGGUGCCGUGGUCAAUGGAGUUCAGCAGUCGACGAUUGCCGGCCUCGACUUCGGCCUCUGCGUCCCCACUGUCAAGUUCGAGCCUGGUCUCAACGGCCGCAAGGACACCGAGUUCACCUUCCAGGCCAUCGACCCCAUCGUCAACAAGGGCCAGCAGGAGGCGCUGAACCCGGCCAUCAUCUUCAACCGCAUCUGCGACCAGCUGGGCAAUGUCUGCGAGGCUAGCGAUGCCGCCAAGGCGGCUUGUGAGCAGGCCAAGGCCGACCUGAGCGGUGGCGACCGCAACGCCGCUCUUGCCGAUGCCUGGAACACCCAGCUCGGCUUCGCUGGCACCGAUAUCAACCCCGACAACGCUCCCCAGGCUGGCCUCAUCGGCCACUCUUAAUCAACGAGCGGAGUGUAGUACGUAUCACGGUGGGGUUGUCGGAGUUUCUGUGAGCUAAGGGACGGGUUUUGAUCUUCUUAUUCUUGGACGAACAACAUGUAUUAUUCAGCUGCGGCGCAGAACUUGAACGUAGGUUCCAUGCC
Molecule: messenger RNA, 1342 nt
Organism: Phialemonium atrogriseum
Lineage: Eukaryota; Fungi; Ascomycota; Sordariomycetes; Cephalothecales; Cephalothecaceae
Exons: 2
Coding region: 147-1199 (350 amino acids)
Source: RefSeq, a predicted model, not a curated record